GGGUGGGGUCGCCUGAAUACGGGUGGGGAAACAAAAGAACACCUCUCGCCAGGGCUUCGACCAUUUUCAGCGUUCAGUGGUUACAAGGCAGUCUGAAUUUCUUCUUGCUUUUGCAAAGUUUGCAAGGAAAUUGGAGAAAAGCGAUGUGGAAAGCAGCAGCUGGUCGUUCCGUCUCCGUUACCGUUGACGACGGUCCCGAUGACUGGGAGACGGAUCCUGACUUUGAGAAUGAUGUGACUGAGAAAGAGCAGCGAUGGGGAGCGAAAACAGUGGAGGGGUCCGGACAUCAGGAGCACAUCAACAUCCACAAGCUGCGUGAGACGGUGUCGUCUGAGCACAGUGAUCUGAAACAGCGUGAGCUGGAGAACAUGCCCAAAGCCUCGCAUGGCUACGGAGGGAAGUUUGGUGUUCAGGAGGACCGAAUGGACAAGUCAGCUGUGGGUCACGAGUAUCAGAGUAAACUGUCGAAGCACUGCUCCCAGACAGACACGUCUAAAGGCUUUGGGGGUAAAUUUGGAGUUCAGAGUGACCGCGUGGAUCAGUCUGCUGUAGGGUUCGAGUAUGCUGGGAAAACAGAGAAACAUGCCUCUCAGAAAGAUUACACCACUGGUUUUGGGGGUCGGUAUGGUGUUCAGACUGAUCGUGUGGACCAGAGUGCUGUAGGCUUUGAUUAUCAGGGAAGAACGGAGAAACACGAAUCCCAGAAAGAUUAUUCUAAAGGAUUUGGUGGGAAAUACGGAGUGGAAACUGAUAAAGUGGACAAAAGUGCUGUGGGCUUUGAGUAUCAGGGCAAAACGGAGAAACACGAGUCACAGAAAGACUAUGUGAAGGGCUUUGGAGGAAAGUUUGGCGUGCAGACGGAUCGUGUGGAUAAAUCCGCUCUUGGCUGGGACCAUCAGGAGAAACUGCAGCUUCACGAGUCUCAGAAAGAUUAUAAGCGUGGGUUUGGAGGGAAAUACGGGGUGGAGGUUGAGAAGCAGGAUCAGUCCGCACUUGGCUUUGACCACAAAGAGAGUCUGGCUAAGCACGAGUCUCAAAAAGAUUACUCCAAAGGGUUUGGAGGGAAAUAUGGAGUGCAGAAGGACCGAAUGGACAAGAGUGCAGGAACGUUUGAGGAUGUUGAGAAACCCACUGCUGCUUACCAGAAGACCAAACCAGUUGAAGCAGCAGGCAGAGGAACAGGAAGCAUUAAGGCUCGUUUUGAGAAUCUGGCCAAGCAGAACGAGGAAGAGGACAAGAAACGGGCGCAGGAGGAGAGAGCCAGACGACAAGCCAAGGAGAAGCAGGAGCAAGAGGAAGCUCGCAGAAAGGCAGAGGAGAGCACCAAAGCUAAAGAGCCUUCCCCUGAGCCCAGCCCCACCACCACCACUCAGACCUACCAGUAUGAGAUUCCUGAUACACACGAGAAGACGGAGGAGACCAAGGAGCACGUGUAUGAGGUAGAGCCGAGCACAGAGCAUGAGGACCUCUACCUGAAUCCAGAUCAGGAUGAUCAGUACCAGGCUGCAGAAACUCAGUCUUAUGAUUAUGGUGAGGACCUGGGAGUGACUGCCGUGGCUCUGUAUGAUUAUCAAGCCACCGGUGAUGACGAGAUCUCCUUCGACCCCGAUGACAUCAUCACCAACAUUGAGAUGAUUGAUGAGGGCUGGUGGAGGGGCGUGUGCAGAGGGGCUUACGGACUUUUCCCAGCCAAUUACGUUGAAGUCCGGCAGUAAGCCCUGCCCAUUGGCCACGCCCAUCUCCCUGGAGGAGAGGGGAUCUGCUUUGCACAUCUGUCCAUUUGUAUCCCUUCAUUUUCCUUCGCCUCUUUGCAAUGCUUUAGGCAUUCUCAGGUCUUUCUUCUCUCUUCCUGCUUCAUCCCUUCCCAUUUCUUUGCCCCAGAAUAAGCCCUGCUGUAUAACUAUUCCUGAGCAAAAUCUUCCUUCAUUAUCACACUUUCCUCUCCUCUUUGUUCCUGUAACAUUUAAAAAUAGUGUAGUCCAUGAUGGCACCAACAUGCAACAUAAGUGAUCUACUGAGAUAAAAAUCUUGGCUUUGGGUUUUAUUGAUUGUGUACAUGAAAGUGUAAUGCAAGCAUGUGAAGAGGCUAUGACUUCUAACAGGUGGUGUAUUUUGCAAGGGUUGGUGGGAGAUUUGGUGUGAUCAACCAAAAAAAUGAUGCUUUACUUGCAUGUAUUGGAAAGGGAAUGCUGUACAUUUUUUGGUGGAGAGGCAAAUGUAUGGAUUUGAAUGUCUGUCAAAAGUACUUGUACAUUAAUGCAAUCCAAAAUCGUAAAAAUCAUGAUAAUUAUUUACACUUUUCAUGGGUUUGUACUUUAUAGAUUUGCGCACAUUGCCACAUUGCAUAUGUAGUUUUGCUGGUUUAGAGCUGCAACUUGUACAUUGUGGUGUUUCAGCUCUUCUCUCUGCUUUCAUCUCUCUGUUUUCAGAGUACAAUAACAGCUGAACAUUUACAGAUCUAAUUAUGAAAUUGCAAUUACAAAAAUGUUAUCUUUACAUUGAUAAAAUACCAGCCAAAAUGACUGGUAUUAUAUUUCAUUUAAAUGCCAUUGCAUAGUCUGAGACACUCUGCAAAUCCUUUCGCACAAAGUGAAUCUGUAGCUUCUUAUCUUGACAUGUUCGGCAUUGGCAACACUAAUAGAAAAUAAAUAAAUAAUUGUAUAAUGUGACCAAAAAUAUAACGCUAAAAUAUACUAUAACUUACUGGCAUGCAAUAACCAAACUGCUACCAGCUGAGUUCAUUCCAUUUGUUAUUUUGUUUUGUGAAAUGUGGAGUGAGUCUGAGCAGGAGGAGAAAUGUAGAUAAGAUCUCUUUAUGUGCGUCCUGGGCAUGCAGUGUUUACGUCUUUUGUCCUUGUCGAUGUACUUGUGGUUUAUAACUCAGAGCCACUGCAUUGCUUUCUUCCUGACCAACACAAUGUUGAGAGGUAUUAUGUCUGAGUCUGCUGGAUUGAGUGCACUUUUGGUUUGGAGUUGGCCUAAUAAUGGCUGUGUCCCAAAAGUGAAACCUGAACAGAAUAAUGACCAUCAAGAUCUCUUGGUGUAACAAGUUCUAGCAUUUGGGACAUAGCUGACAUCCUAAAGAUAAGUACGCGUGAAUUCCAGUGUUUGGAACAGAGCUGAUAUAUAUAUUGAUCUUAUCUGAUGAUAUGUAACAAAUCCAUUCUGGUGCAGUGGGAUUUUAAUUCAUUAAUGAUGCAUCCAUGGCUAAGUAGCAGCAGCUAAUCUUUUGGGUUUGGGGUUUUAUAAAAGUGACCUUCUCAGAUCUGUUAUUUUUAUUUGUAUCUUGCUGGCUUACCUAUCAUUACAUGCCUUUUUUUUGUAUGAAAUGAAAUUUCAAUUAAUAAAACAUGGAUAGUUGAAAUACA
Messenger RNA from Pangasianodon hypophthalmus (striped catfish), 3368 nucleotides. RefSeq names its product src substrate protein p85. The coding region runs from base 144 to 1715 and encodes 523 amino acids. Lineage: Eukaryota; Metazoa; Chordata; Actinopteri; Siluriformes; Pangasiidae. The transcript has 17 exons. Gene Ontology annotation, cellular component: focal adhesion; plasma membrane; cortical actin cytoskeleton. Gene Ontology annotation, molecular function: actin filament binding. The record is from RefSeq and is a predicted model, not a curated record. Gene Ontology annotation, biological process: regulation of actin filament polymerization.